Molecule: messenger RNA, 1825 nt
Organism: Malus domestica (apple)
Lineage: Eukaryota; Viridiplantae; Streptophyta; Magnoliopsida; Rosales; Rosaceae
Product: transcription factor bHLH14-like
Biological process (GO): regulation of DNA-templated transcription
Cellular component (GO): nucleus
Molecular function (GO): DNA-binding transcription factor activity; transcription cis-regulatory region binding; protein dimerization activity
Source: RefSeq, a predicted model, not a curated record
CCGACCGAUGAGAGGCGCGCACCUCCCGUACUCAAUUUCUGCUUCCGCACCUGACUUGCUUUUGCCUACAUAAAAGAUUCAGUUGGUCCAAAAACUAUUCAAAAAAUGGAAGAACUUACAUCCUUUUGUUGUUCACCCACUUCCUCACCCACAUUUCAACGUCGUGUGCAGUUCAUAGUUCAGAACAGGCCUGAAUGCUGGCUCUAUGCAAUUUUCUGGCAAGCCUCCAAAGACAGCAUCAGUGACCAAGUUGCGUUAUCAUGGGCUGGUGGCCAUUUAAACAACCCUAGGGUUCGCGUGCCAUCCAACAGAAGCAACAGAGUGAUCACCAAUAACUACCAACCCAAAUUAGGGUUCAGCAAUAUGGAGAAAAAGAAGACGGCGAUAAUUAGCAAGAGAGAUGAAGACGUGGUGGACUUGGACAUGCGGCUGCUGGCCGACAAUCAUGACGGCACUGGCGAUGCUACUCAUGACUCCGACCGGUUUUACUUUUACGGCGUUUCGUUAACCCAAUCUUUUGCUGCAGGCCAAGCGAGUAAAAAUAUUCUGGGACGUGCAUUUUGUUCUGGUGGUUUUGUUUGGCUUGCAGGUGGCCAUGAGCUUCAGUUGUACGAGUGUGAGAGAGUGAAGGAAGCAAGAAUGCAUGGGAUUCAAACUUUGGUUUGUAUUACUACUUCAUGUGGGGUACUUGAACUGGCUUCUUUGGAUGUAAUCAUGCAAGAUUGGGGUCUCGUGCACCUAUCAAAAUCACUCUUUGGAUCCGACCAGAAGAACAACAAAUUUAAAUUACUAGUUCCUGAUCCCCUAGAAAAGAUUGGAUUUCUUUCAGGAGGUCAAAAAGAAUUCACCAUACAAGAAGGUGGUGCAAAUGAACCCAUUAUCCAUACAGACGGGUCAUCAACAGGCUCAUCUUAUGACUCUUUUGGCAAUUUCACCCCUGCGAAUACAGAGAACCCUCAAUCAAAAAAGAGGGGAAGAUCAUCAUCUUCAAACCAUGGAGCUACAAGUAGAGAAUCACAACUACUGAACCAUGUUGAGGCAGAAAAACAAAGGAGGGAUAAGCUCAACCAUCGAAUAUGUCUCCUUCGUUCUAUUGUUCCCAACGUGUCGGAAAUGGACAGGUCCUCUUUGCUCGCUGAUGCCGUGGCGUACAUGAACCAGCUCAAAGGUAAGGUUGACGAACUGGAGGCCAAAAUCCAAGCACAACCACCACAAAAACCCCUACUCACUAGCCAAAGCACCAGAUCCAUAACUGAUGAACAUCAUCAAUGUUCAAGUUGUAGUAAUAAUUAUAGUAACAACAACAACCACAACAAUAAUAAUGAUAAUUUAAAUUUGAAUAAUAAUAACGAUAAGGUUAGAGGAACUAAUGUUUUGGAAGUGGAUGUGAAGAUUGUGGGAUCAAAUCAAGCCAUGAUUCGAGUUCAGUGUCCGGAUCAAGACUACCCUUAUGCUAGAUUGAUGAAUGCACUCAAAGGACUUGAGUUACAAGUUUACCAUGCGAGCAUAUCAAGUGUCAAAAAGUCAAUGAUUCAAGAUGUUGUGGUAGGACUGCCUUAUGGCUUCACUAGCGAGGAGGCCUUGAGACUUGGUAUUAUAAAAAGAUGGUACAACUAGAAGAGAUUUUGUGUGAUGAGAACACGACUCUGCACGUAUUAAGUGUAAUAAUACAAUUGGUUGAAAACUUUAAAAAAAAAAAUUCAACCAAUUGUAUCUUAAUGUGCCUGAUCAUGUUCCCGCAGAUUGAAAAACUUCUCUACAACUAGAUCUCGAUAUUUCAAUUCAAAAGCGUAGGUAAUUAAUGAGGAUAAUGUUUCUCCAUUGA